This is a messenger RNA of Stegostoma tigrinum, 6085 nucleotides long. RefSeq names its product sterile alpha motif domain containing 9 like (gene samd9l). The record is from RefSeq and is a predicted model, not a curated record. Lineage: Eukaryota; Metazoa; Chordata; Chondrichthyes; Orectolobiformes; Stegostomatidae. Gene Ontology annotation, molecular function: protein binding. The transcript is spliced from 3 exons. Gene Ontology annotation, cellular component: cytoplasm. The coding region runs from base 305 to 4981 and encodes 1558 amino acids.
CAAUGAAUCUGAUUAGUGUGUAAUUUAUCAGAUUUUGUUUGCAGGGCGGAGUUUUCUUCAGUGAAAUGUGAUUCACUUAAUAUUACGUAAUAUCCCAGGGCGUUUCUGUAGUUUCGCAACUCCUUGUUUCAAUUCUAUUUGACCAGAAAGUGAAACUGGUUUUUCCCAUCUCUACACGUACUGAUUGUUAUUUGAACUUUCUGUAAAAUAGUAUUGACAAAUCACUCAUCAAGUAACAUUUUUGGAGAAACUGAACUGAGAUAGGCGAUUGCCACUGGCUCAGAUUAAAAUCUCAAGAACUGUAAUGGAAGACCUAAAGCAGCUACGAAUGGAAGACUGGGAUGAAGACCAGGUGCGGACCUGGUUACAUCAUAUUCGAGUGAAAGAAGAACACAUACAGACAUUGUAUAAGGAACAGGUCACUGGUGCAGUGCUGCAAGUGAUGAGCAAACAGGACCUUAGAGAUCUUCAUGUGAAGGAAGGUCAGAUACAACUGAUUGUGAACAAAAGGAAUGAACUAUUGAAUAGUCAGAAUUUACAAUUGGCCGAGUGCAGCACAAGUGAAGUGAACGAUUGCAAAAAGACUUCUCCAAUGCAAGGUAGUCCAGAUGGCACUCCCAGUCAGACAUCACAGACAAAGCCUCUGGCAAACAAAGGGAAAUUGAAAAACCAAGGUCAACCUACUGCUUUAAUAUCGGACCCAGCAAGUAGUUCUACUGAGUCUCAUCUUAACACCACGCUUGAGAAGGCGAAUGGAAAUAGUCCUCCGACUCAAUGCAAACCUCGUCCAUUUGACAAGGAAGAUAUCAAUUUUAAAUACGUAAAAAACAAUGUCCUUCCACCAGAAACUGGGGUCAUUAAUUUAAUUUGUCCCUGUCAUGAAUAUAAAUCUCUUGCUAUCGCUGUUACAUUGGACAGACAACGGCUCCAAGCCAAAUUUGCCAAGGAAGUUAUCAGAUUUGCUUCUGGAUGCAUGAAUGUUCGAAGUAAUGGUACAAUUCAUUUUGGGGUUGAGAAUGGCAAUGAUCAUUCUGGAUAUACACAUGGUGAAAUAAUAGGUAUCCCUGUCAAAGAUCCUAGCAUCUAUGUUGAUGCAUUGGAUUACAUAGAGAAAUGCUUCAAACUACACGCUGAGGAUGCAAGACGUUGCAUUCGGCCCCCCAAACUUGUGGAAGUGAUUAGCAAAACUGGAAGUGAAGGGAAGUUUGUCAUUGAGGUUGAUGUAAACUCAUCUAUAAAGAUUGUGAGAAACAAAAUUUACAGAGUUUGUCUUCCAAAUUUUAAUGAAAAGAAAAAUAAAGUAGAAUAUGAGAAAAAGACCAUCUACAGAAGAAAGGGAGCAAAAACUGAAACUAUUGAUGAGGAAAGUCAGGAUGAAUUUGUCUCAGGGAUGCAAGAAAGAGACAAACAAAGAGAAAUAGCAGAAACCACAGAGCAACCAAGCAACAUCCCUGAGGAUUUAGGAAGGAAGCUGUCAGUUCUUCUGACUGGUGGUAAGAAAUACUUGGAUAAUAGUCAGCGGUAUGUGCUUGUUAUAAACAAAUGUAAACCAGAAGAUUUACAGAAAUUAAAUUUCUUGCUGCACAUGAAUAUCUUUUGUGUGUUUGACUUCGAUCCUGAUUCGAAAACCAAUGGCUUUUUUGAGCACUACCUAAAUCAUCACCCAGCCAGCGUUCACUUCUUACAAGAUUACAAAUGUGAAGAUCGAGAAAGUGUGAGUGACUUGAAGAAACGCUUAUGUUUAUUUGAUCAGACCAGUUGGAUAUUCUGUAACGGGUGCAAUCAUUAUGAUGGUGACGAGAGGCCGUGUGACGUGAAUACGUGGGUGAUAAGCAAAAAGAAACACUUGAAGAGAACAGCCUCACUGAUCUGCAAUGAAAUUCUGCCAAAUGGUUCCUUUGUCGUACUUUUCCUCCUUUUGUCACCAGUAGAACAACCUCUGGUGGACACCUUCCAUGAAUUUUAUGCAGAAAUGAAUGGCAGAAAUGACAUCAUUUGUGUUUCAGAGAGCGAUGACAACUAUCAGAAGUGGGCAAAUCUUGCACAGCCUUCCUGCAGCAUUGAAACCAUUGACAAGAUGAGCAUUGUUGGGAUGAAACUUAACCAUGUAAAUGACACGAUCCAAACCAUGCUGCCAAUAUUAAUUGACAGUGCCAGAUACUUACCAGUGUCAUCAAGGGGCCUGUGUUUACUCAAACCUACAGAUGAAGAAAGAAUGUUUACACUGGAAAUACUGAGUGUCAAUCAGUGUGAAGAGUAUAAAAUAGAUGUUCAGGAUCAGACAGAAAUAACCAAAAUUGAGAGAGAUUUUUAUCGUGGUGGUAAAAUCAGCUGGCUGAAUUUAAUGCUGGCAGAGCGUGGAUAUUGUGAAGCAGUGAUACAGCGGAAUGCCUACAAGGAAGUUGUUAACAUUAUAGAUGGAAUGCUAAAGGGUUCGUCAGGGAAGCAGUUAGUGACCACAGUACAUGUAUUUCACCACCCUGGCAGUGGUGGGAGCACUGUGGCGCGACAGGUUUUGUGGAAUUUCCGAAAGCAGCUGCGAUGUGCGACUGUUAAACUAUCAUGUGCUGUUGGGAAAAUCUGUGAACAUGCAAUCCAGCUACUGGAGUAUGAAGAAAAUGAUCUGACUCAGUGCUUGCCUGUACUGCUGCUGCUUGAAGAUGCUGAUGAAGAUUACUUUGAUGAAAUUAAGCAUGAAUUAAUACCUGCAAUUGGCAGCAAGAUGGUGAAUAUUGUGAGGCCUCUCCUCAUACUUCUGAACUGUCGGAGAUCUAAUAAUGCUGAAAAACUCUGCAAAAACAUCCCGCUGGAAGCAGUAGCUGUUACUCACAAAUUAACAGAGGAAGAGAGAAUGUUGUUUUCUAACAAACGUAAGAAACUUGAGGAACAUUUUGAACCAGAGUUUAUACUAACAUUUGUUCUAAUGAGUGAAGAGUUUUCAGAAGAAUACAUCCAAGAUUUUGUGAAACAUUUAUUGGAAGGUAUUGAUCACUCUUCUCCUGUUACUCAAUUGAUAAAGUAUGUUGCUUUACUGAACCACUACGUGGAGAAUUCAAACAUUUCACUCUCUCAUUGUGAAGCAUUUUUGAACCUUGGUAUUCAAAUAGAUCACAUACGCCUGCAAAGCUUUCAAACCUCCUUGAAUGAUCAGGCACGGUUUUUAUUCAUACACUUCAGAGACUGCACUAGUGAGAUUAAGUCGAUCCGAAUCGUUCACCCACUUGUUGCCAAGGAGAUACUAAAUCAGAUCUCAGAUCAGCCUCGGAGUCAAAUUGCGAUGGACUUUCUUAAGGAAAAGGCAUUUUUUGAGAAUCGGUUUGCUCGUGAUGAAUUCAUUAAAUUUGUUCGAGACUUGUUCAUACGACGUCACAAAAGAAGCAAAGGUGACAGCGUGGAUACUGUUUUUUCCCCUCUGAUUGAAGAUAUUUGCAAUGAGCAGCAAGCUCCAGAAAAGGCAGUAGAAGUUCUGACAGCAGCUUAUGAAUGCUUCGGCAAAGAUCCAUUUUUUGCGCAGCAGCUAGCUCGACUGCAUUACAAGGACCUAAAUUUUGCUGAUGCCAUAAAGUGGGCAGAAGAUGCAAAAUAUCGCUUGCCAACCAAUUCUUAUAUUUUAGACACUGAAGGACAGGUAUACAGAAAAAAACUGAACAUUCUGUUUGAUCUAACACAUUUGCGAACUGAGGUGGUUACUCCUGACAAACUCUCAGAAGCAAUAAGUAUAGCUCUAAAGGCGAUUGACUGUUUCAGGGCUGCUCAGAAGGCAGCACAGUCUGAACUUGAUUCUAUGAAUAAUUCUGGUUUCUUUGGUGAAGUAGAGGUUGGAUGUCAUUUAUUGCAACUUCUUUCACUGCUGGAUAUCUUUGAGAAGGAUGAAGAUGGCAGUUACACAAAACUGACUGAGUAUCUUCUGGGUAAAGACGUUCCAGAAGUAAUUAAAGAACCUUGGAAAAACUUCCACGGGAAAUUGAAAGGCCUGCAGAAGGGGAUAAAUGAGGCACUUGAAUGGAUAUCUGAAGAUUCGAGUUAUUUUCAAACUGACAAAUGUGAAGACGACGACGGUGGAACCAGCAGCACAGAGGACCAUGCACACAAUCCUAGGAAAUGGUUGAGAAAGAAAGCAAAAAUCUAUGCACGUUAUUUCUGUUUUACACAACAAGAGGAACAAAACUUAAAACAGAGUACAAAUUCUCACUUGUUCCCUCUGGUAAGGCGUCUGCAAAUUUCCGGGAAUGGUGGUGGAAACAUUACAUCAAUUUUUUCAAUGUUGUCUGACCAAAAAGUUGAUAGAGUUGCAGAAAAGCUAGAGAAAAUAAUCUCCAUGUAUCCUGAACAUCAUCAGAAAGAGAAACUAGAUCUGGUUGAUCUUGUCAACUUCACACUUAGUCAUAUUGCACUUGCCUGUGUGGCACCAAGGUCUUCAAAGCUGCUAACAUUCAGCCAGCUGAGGGAACUUAGUCAGCAGUUUCCAAAAUGUAAAUACAAUUCAAGUGCUUGUUUCUUACUUACUUUAUUGUAUUGGCCAGAUGAAGCUUAUGACCAGGAACCCGAUGAAGCUAAAGGUCGAAUCUUUGAUACAGCUCUUGAAAAACUGAGAAAGCUCUACAACGUCAAAAUGAAGAAUUUGCCUUCCAGGAAGAAACAGAUUUAUACACACUUCUUCUUGGGAAAUGGGCAUGGAUUUGACAAAAUUGUUCAUAAGAGUUUGCUUGAGAAACUAAUUCCUAGUGGCCUAAAUGAACGAAGAUGGAAGUGGCUCACUGGAGAUGUGUGGAAGAACCCCAAAGUCACCCAAAAGUUGAAGCGGGUUAAAGGCUGGACAGAAAAUGGAACAAUAUUUGUAAGGGGUUACUGCAAGCACCACAAAAUCAGAAUCUUUCCAUUGCAUUUCCCAUCAAUGCCCCAUGGCAAUGAGAACAUAACCUUUUAUCUUGGGUUCACGUAUGGGGGGCUUUUUGCUUAUGACAUCCAAGGGGAACGUUAAACCUAACAAUAUACAGCUCUCUUGAUCAUCUGUUGUUCACUGGGUUGUUUUCGGUCAACACCGUUGUUUCAUGCUGUUGCUUUGGAUUUUGACUAUCGCCUGCUAAAGACAUUUUCAAAGAAAUACGAGGCACCAAUCUAUGUUGAACCUGCAGCCUCCUCCCAUUCCCACCAUCAGAAUUGUUAUUGCCCCAGGACUGACACUUGCCCACACUUUGAAAAUGCUGACACUGCACUAAUGCGUGCGAUUUAAAUACUAGUACCACUUAAAUGCCAAGUUUGCAUAUUUGUUUCUUUGUAUGAAACGUGCGCCUUACUAGCGAGGCCAGCAUUUCUUGCCCAUUCCUUAAUUGCCCAGGAGACUAUUAAGUGUCAGCCACACUGCUGUGGAUCUGGAGUUACACGUGGGCCUGGCCAAGUAAGGAUGGAUGAUUUCCUUUCCUAAAGGGCAUUAGUGAAUCAGAAGGGUUUUUAUGAUAACCAACAGUGGUUACAUAGUCACCAUUAGGCUAACUCUUCAUUCCAGUUUUUCAUUGAAUUCAAACCUCACCAGCUACCAUGGUGAUUUGAAUCCAUUUUCCCCAGAGCAUUAAACUGAGGUUGUGGUGACAAUGCCACUAUGUCAUGCCCUACCCUUUCACAUGUAAAAUUAGGGAGCAUUCUGCUGGGCAGCGAUGGUGUCGUGGGGAUUUAAGAGUAUUACACAUUAUACAGAUCCUUCAUUCUAACUUACCUGUGAAGCUAAAGGUCACCAGGAAAAGGUACAUUUAAUCCAUAUGAAGCCUGUUGAGUUUGGUGAUUUGGACAUGUCAGGCUGCUGAAACUCACUGUGAUGUGGUGGUCUGUGCAGUAGCUGGAGGAGUUAGCAUUUAUUCAAAGGUUUUGGGAAGGGCAUUAUAUGAAGUCGAACGGGGAGAACCAGAUAAACUGAUGAGAUGAUGUCACUGGUUGGAUGAUUUCUGUACUAAAUUGAAAAAAUUCGAAAGAAACAAAGAUGUCAAGAACUCUGCAUAUCACUGUAUCUUUCUUUUUGUAACGAGAUUUUGACAAUUAAGCAACGAAAUAACAGCAACAAACUUUUUUCUCAAUAAAAGUGCAGAGCAAA